GAAGUAGAGCAAAAGGUAUGGGAAAUGAAAUGCGAGCAGCAUUUUAUAAAAGACGAGGUGUAUCAUCGAGUGAUGGGUUAAAAACAUUUCAAAGAGCUAUUUUUGUCCCACCGCUUCGCACACCAGCUACAGACAGAACAGCAUGGAGACACUUCUUUUUCUAUUUCCUCAAUUCAACUACAUGGCCCCAAAGGAGGAAGCGUAUUUUAAAAUGUUUGGUCCAGAAGACUUGCAGACACCAAAGAUGAAGGACGAUACUAGCAGACAGAAAGACAAGGAGAGGAAGAGCCGAUUAAGCCUUUUUCUCACCAAGUCAGGCUCUCAUGAAAAUGUCAGUCCCCAUAAAAAGACAAAUACGACACCCAGCAACAUCUCACCAGAGGCAGCUUUGCAAUGGAGCGACUCCUUUGAAGAACUGCUGAAGCACUCAGAUGGGUUGGAAAGCUUCUCUCAGUUCCUCAAGACAGAGUUCAGUGAAGAAAACAUUGAGUUCUGGUUGGCCUGUGAAGAAUACAAGACCAUUGAUUCGGAGACGAAGUUGCUGUCCAAAGCCAAAUAUAUUUAUACGGUUUAUAUUGAAUCAGAUGCCCCUAAAGAGGUCAACAUUGACUACAACACCAAGAUGGCCAUUCAGAAGGUCAUAGCGCAGCCCACAAAGAGCUGUUUUGAAGCAGCCCAGAUGAAAGUCUACAGCCUGAUGAAAAAGGACUCCUACCCCAGGUUCCUCCACUCUGACAUUUAUCUGCGUCUCACCAGGAGGAAAGGCCCGGGGGCCACCAUGUUUCGCAGAAGGUCACGGUCCUGUGUGUUCAACGACAGGGGCGAGGCCACAACUGAACCUUCGGCCUGGUAGUGGUAACAUUGCAGGCGUGAUUGUUCACUCUGUGAAACAGAUUAUUGUAUAAUGAAAUGAUCUGUGAUUUGCAGCGCAAUUGUAAAUGUAAAGAUUGGUGCAGAGGCUUAUUGAAGAAGGUUUGCUUCUGCAGAAGAGUGUGUUAUUUUUUAUAACCACAGGCAUCACAGUGGAUUAUCCAUUUUACAUAUGGCAGCUUGCCAACAAUUAACAAUUUAAAGAAAUAGUUUGACCUUUCUUGCUGACAGAUGAAAAGAUUGAUACCACUCUCCAGCCUAUAAAAUACAAAGCUAUGGCUGAGUGGUUAGCUUAACUUAGCAUAAAGACUGGCUCUGGGCAAUGAUUACAAAACCAACUUAGCACCUCUGAAGAUGUGCACGUUAAAUCUUUUUUGUCUUAUCUGUGCAAAGACCUGAGAGUAGAAAUGGCACGUGUUACGUUGUUACGGUAGGAUUAUGUGCCUGAUUAUUUUUUGCCCUGGCGCAAUAACUUCCUGAGGCCUUUGCUGGUUGCCACAGUGAUGAAAACACUCAAGGACAUUUGGCCAGCUGUUUCCCCUCAUUUUAAGUCUUUCUGCUAAGCUAAGCUAACUUACUGCAGUAGCUUAUUUAUCUAUCAUACAGACAUUAGAGUGGUAUUAAUCUUUUUCUUCUACUCAUCUCGGCAGGAAAGCAAAUAAGCAUAUUUCCCAAGGUGUCGAACUGUAAGUACUUUACUACAUAGCAGGAUAAAAGCUGACAUAUGUUCAGAAUUGUUAUGAGGCCACUACGUCAGAGCCAUGUGGAUAUCUGGAAAUAAUGGACACUCUCUGGCCAAUCAGAGCUGAGGAUUCUCUGUGACCAUGGUAUACAUCCAGAUAACUCACUUUGCACUUGAGGAACAAUAUAUCCAUUCUCUUCCUUGGAGACACUGCGCUCCUUGUGGAUUGAACCUUUCCUGAUGAUUUUUAUAUUUCCUUAAAUCUUGCUAAACUUGAAUGAGAGUGGGGUGGUUAGAGAUCAAAUCUCAGAAUCUCAGCUGAAGUGUCUCCAUGCUACUGACACACUGAGGCCCCUCUGCUGAUUUCUGUCACAUUACACUUCAAUUGCUUUGUCUUCCAAUCCAGUAAUAGCACCUUAUAAAACCAUAUAUUACAGUUGAUGUUGCAUACAAGCUAAUUUGACCAUAUCUCAUUAAAAUGGAUUCAUAAUUUAAUACUAUUACAUAAUUUAAUUUUAUCUCUUGCACUCUCCAACCCCUUCCAGACUAACUUGCAAUGAAAGCUUGCAGCCAUGGUGACUGCAAAGUACUGAAACCUUUUAAUGAGGGAUAUAUAGCUCUCAUUUCUGUUACGAAUUUAAAAGUAUCCCAUUUUCAAACACAGAAAAUGCAUAUAUCUUAUUUGAAUACUACUAUGAUAUUAUUUUAACUAUAAUUGCUGUUUUUCAGUUUGCGACCAUCCAAUAUAAUUUAUGUAUAACUAUGCUCAUACGUUGCCUUGAAGUUGUAAAAUGUACAAACUAAAUUCAAAUAAACACUUUAUUAUAAAAGCUGUUUUAUUGAGGCAUUUGGUGUUAUUAAUUAGUUUGAAUGUCCACAUCUAAAUAUGUCAAAUGAAGGCAUAUGUGCAUAAUACACUAGUGGGAAAAUUGUGAUCAAGUGCAGCUUCUUAUACCAAAUAGUUGAAAAAUGAAUAGUCCUUAUCAAUUACGCAACCACACUAGCACAGAAUAAUUCAUGUUACUGUAUAUGUAUGCAGGAACUAUACUUCUUAUAACAACAAAUACAGAUUAAUUGGAAACUGCCAGUGAUCCCACUGAGUUGUCCCGCAAACUGUUGAGUAAAAAAACACUAAUUACAGUUGCACAGCAUAAAGCUUCACAUGUACAUACAGCGCUGGUUUAUCUUAUUAACACACAUGUCAGUGUUGCAGCCUUAGGAGUCCAACUCAGCCCAGAUUACUAUAAUUUUAC
This is a messenger RNA of Etheostoma spectabile (orangethroat darter), 2805 nucleotides long. RefSeq names its product regulator of G protein signaling 18 (gene rgs18). The transcript has 5 exons. The record is from RefSeq and is a predicted model, not a curated record. The coding region runs from base 143 to 853 and encodes 236 amino acids. Lineage: Eukaryota; Metazoa; Chordata; Actinopteri; Perciformes; Percidae.